Messenger RNA from Neofelis nebulosa (Clouded leopard), 1022 nucleotides. RefSeq names its product small VCP interacting protein (gene SVIP). NCBI's taxonomy places the organism in Eukaryota, Metazoa, Chordata, Mammalia, Carnivora, Felidae. Gene Ontology annotation, biological process: negative regulation of VCP-NPL4-UFD1 AAA ATPase complex assembly; negative regulation of retrograde protein transport, ER to cytosol; positive regulation of autophagy. The transcript has 4 exons. Gene Ontology annotation, cellular component: endoplasmic reticulum membrane. Bases 116 to 349 code for a protein of 77 amino acids. The record is from RefSeq and is a predicted model, not a curated record.
CGGGCCGGGGUGGGGGCGGGGCGAGCGCCGCGAACCUGGGAAGCGGAUCUGACCGCGCAGUUCGCACUGUCAGGUCUGGGCGGGCCCAGAGAGGGACCCCCUAGCCGCUCUCCCCAUGGGGAUGUGUUUUCCCUGUCCGGGGGAGUCCGCGCCUCCCUCGCCGGACCUGGAAGAGAAAAGAGCAAAGCUUGCAGAGGCUGCAGAGAGAAGACAGAAGGAGGCUGCAUCUCGGGGCAUUUUGGAUGUUCGGUCUGUGGAAGAAAAGAGAAAGAAAAAGGAAAAAAUAGAAAAACAAAUUGCUACAUCUGGGCCCCCACCAGAAGGUGGACUUAGGUGGACAGUUUCAUAAGCGUAACGUGAGUAGAAAAGUCUACUGCCAGUAACUAAUAUCUGCAAUCAAGUGGACGUCCGCAGCCUAAUGUCUUCUCUUUGAAUAAAUAAAAUAAUUUAUUGUAAUUGUAGUGCCAUUAAAUGCAGUCAGUGCUUUUCCAGUAUUGAUAGACCGAAACUGUUUUUGAUGUUCAAACUUAGAAAAUGGCCAGACCCUUCAUCAAAUACUUAUUUUCUUACAUUUGCUCUUGUGCAGGUAGUGGGUGAUUUGGCAUUUUUUAGUAAUUAAAACAUGGACCUAAAUAGUGAAUAUAUAUAUAUGUCGCAUGCAAAAAGUCUGCAUACACCUCAGACAUUAAAGUUUGCCAUUGUAUUUUCUCUCCUUUAUAUGAUGACCUAGCAAUCUAUAUUUUUCUGCUUAGCCUUGUAUCUGUUUUUAUUUCAUUAUCUAUGAAGGCUUUUGCUUAAAAUUAUGGACUUUGUGCCUUGAAACUGAUCAUCAGGGAAAAUGUUGAAAAAUCAUUUGAAGGGCUUAUAUGAAGGGACACUGUAAAUUUUUGUAUCUUACCAAUGAGUAAUGAAAAUUUGUAGAAACUGUUGAAUUUCUCCUAAUUUAUUUUCUAUUUCUGUGGCUUAUAAAAUUAACAUGUAGGGUUUUACAUUGCAAUAAAAGUGUUUUUUUGCUUGCUGAA